Beauveria bassiana ARSEF 2860 is the source of this 354-nucleotide messenger RNA. RefSeq names its product Ankyrin repeat-containing protein. The record is from RefSeq and is a predicted model, not a curated record. Bases 1 to 354 code for a protein of 117 amino acids. Gene Ontology annotation, molecular function: protein binding. NCBI's taxonomy places the organism in Eukaryota, Fungi, Ascomycota, Sordariomycetes, Hypocreales, Cordycipitaceae. The transcript has a single exon.
AUGACACCAGAUAGCAUGCCUUUGGAUCAGUCUUUGAACCAGACACCGAUGAGCAAGGACGUGAGCAAGCCUUCAAGGCUAAUUCAUAUAGCUGUUCGAAACGGCUCUCCCAGCAUCCUCCGCAAACUGGUCGAUGCUGGCGCCGAUAUCAACUCGCCCGACGAAAAAGGUAGCACACCUUUACAUCUGGCUGUCCGUUUCCAGAGAGCGGCAAUGGUUGACGUGCUCGCCGAGCAAGGCGUCAAUCUCAAUGCACUGAACGCGGCUGGUAUGACGGCACUGAAAAUGGCCGUGAGGUCAGGAUAUGAAGAUAUCGUUGACAUGUUCUUGUCUUUUGGCGCACGCGUAACUUAG